This is a messenger RNA of Andrographis paniculata, 2066 nucleotides long. RefSeq names its product transcription factor TCP7-like. The record is from RefSeq and is a predicted model, not a curated record. Lineage: Eukaryota; Viridiplantae; Streptophyta; Magnoliopsida; Lamiales; Acanthaceae. Bases 545 to 1723 code for a protein of 392 amino acids. Gene Ontology annotation, cellular component: nucleus. Gene Ontology annotation, molecular function: DNA-binding transcription factor activity; sequence-specific DNA binding. The transcript is spliced from 2 exons.
GUUGCUUCAAUAAUAGUAAUAAGUUAAGGGUAUUAGAGGAGGUGUGUUUGUUGGGCGUGCGUGAAGAUCAGAUGGGGGCAAGUUGGGCCAGGCCAGCCCGUCAAAAACAGAUCCAGAUCCAGAUACAGUCCUGGACUAAUAUGGCCUGACCUGACCUGUCCUAGCCGCUGUUGGGACCACAAAGCAAUUCAGCCCUUUGCCUGCUUAAGCCAGGUCUCCAAGUACGGACACGCUGCAGCUGAGUGUGCGAGGAACUCGAAGUGGAAGUGGAGCAAUCAGAUUGUUGAAUGAAUGAAUGACUGGAUGAAUUUUGUGCAAGCAAGUAUCAAUGGUGUGGUGUGGUGUGGUGUAUUGCAGCCCAGCCUGGCUGGCACUCAUUCACACUCUCUCUCUCUCUCUCUCUCUCUCUCUCAGAGGUAUGCUACAGGGAGCAGAAUGGCGCGUGGAAAGACGGUUGGGGUUAGGGUUGGGGUUGGGAGGCAGCAGCAUAUAAGGAGAAGAAUUCAUAAAAGCGGGGUGGGGCGAUGCAUGGAGCCCACCACCCAUGUGCCCUCCUCCUGUCUCCACCACCCCCUGCUCGCUCGCUCGCUCGCUCUCCUCUCUCUCCCCCUGUUGCUGCUCCUCCUCCUCCUGCCUCCAAUCCUCCAAUCAUUAUUACUACUCUCUCUCUCUCUCUCUCACUCUCCCCUCCCACUACUCAUUCAUCGACUCACCUGUCUGUUUGUUCGUUUGUUUAUAUCACUCUAUCCAUCCUUCCAUCCAUCUAUCUUUGUUUAUUCAUUAUUGCUGUUACUCCCUCCUCCUCCCUCCUCCGUGGAUUUCUUCUCAUUUAAUUCCCUGCUUUUUUCUAUAUCAUCACCAUCAUCAUCACUCCCUAAUCUUUUUUAUUUUUAUUUUUUCACUUACUAUGUCAGCGUCGGCAGCUGCUGCUCAUGACGGUGCUAAUGGCGCUGCUCUCGAUCCUCCUCCCCCUCCCCGCCACCCCCAACUUCUCCCUGCCCCCUCCGCCCCCAAGAAGCCCCCCGCCAAGGACCGUCACAGCAAAGUCGACGGCCGCGGCCGCCGCAUCCGCAUGCCCAUCAUCUGCGCCGCCAGGGUCUUCCAGCUCACCCGGGAGCUCGGCCACAAGUCCGACGGCCAGACCAUUGAGUGGCUGCUUCGUCAGGCCGAGCCUUCCAUCAUAGCCGCCACCGGCACCGGCACCACCCCUGCCACAUUCUCCACCGUCUCACCCUCCUCCGCUCGUAAUUCUGCCUCUUCCUCUUCCUUCUCUGCCUCCGGCCUCGACCACAAGCCCCUUUCCCAUUCCCUCCUCGCCCCCACCCCCUUCAUUCUUGGCAAGCGCCUGCGCUCCGACGAUGAUGACCAAACCCAACACCUCUCCAAGGACGAUGUCGCCGUGGGCCCUACGGUCGCUGCUGGGGGUUUCUGGGCGCUUCCUGCAAGGCCAGACUUUGGCCAGGUCUGGAGCUUUGCCGCUCCUCCACCUGAAAUGGUGGUCGCCGCUGCCACCGGACCAAGCAAUUCCCACCACCAGCAGCCGGCUUCUUUGAGGUUUAUGCAGCAGCAACAGCCGUUGGGAAUCGGAGAGGCCUCUGCCGCGAGGGUCGGUAAUUAUCUCCCAAUCGCCCAAGUACAGGGACACCACCUCAAUUUACUCGCAUCUCUAUCUGGUCCUCCUCCCCAAUCUUCUGAACAGCAGAGGGAUGGUGAUGCCAGUUGAAUGGUGUUUCCGUUUGUUAAUAUUUAAUCGAUGCAGUCAUUUGGGUUUGCAUUAGUGAGUGAAUGCCUGCUUUGCUGUCUACGUUGUUGCUUUCUGUUGCUUGAUUGCUGGUUCCGGGGUACCUUAAUUAUCCCAUAUGCUAGUGGUGGUGUAAAAUUCUGGGGCUUUGCUUCUGUUGAUUGCCUUGCGUUUUCAUUGUUCAUGAUGCUGGUGUUGAUAAGUUCUCUAUCCAGUGUUUGUAUUAGACUUCAGAGUGCUUUUAUUUGUAGCUGUUGUUUGGUUGAUGGAAAUACUCCAAUUUGUGUAAGAACGUUAGACAAUAAAGGAAAUUAUUUCACAUUGA